This is a messenger RNA of Closterium sp. NIES-65, 2130 nucleotides long. The record is from the annotation of a GenBank genome assembly. NCBI's taxonomy places the organism in Eukaryota, Viridiplantae, Streptophyta, Zygnematophyceae, Desmidiales, Closteriaceae.
AUGGAGGUUGCUGAGAGGCUCGGGUUAGAAAAGGCUUCUGAGCCGGGAGGCAGCUUGGAGAGGAGUGCAGAGGCGUUGAGAGGGAUGCUGGUGGGCGGACUGGCCCGGUUGCGGUGUUCGGAUGUGUUUGAAAUGGUGAACGCAUCGGGGUACAAGCUUGUCCUCGUUACAAGUAAGUUUGUGCUUGUUACAGAUGUUGAGUAUUUCACAUCAGCAGCCUUUGGCCCACCGGGAUUCAGCAUGCAUCAGCAACACCAGCUUCAGCAGAACCAGCGACAACACGUGAUGAUGGUGACGGUAUUGGAUGGCCGAAAGAACCGUCUGGAUAGGUGCCCCGUGACCGAGUUUUCAGACGGGGCGUUUUGCGCUCCUGAGGUGGCGGAGGUCAAAGAGCUGGUGCGAAGAGGGUCACUGCCUCCCUUCUUCAUGGAUAAGUUGGAGGGGCAGGACAAGUUGGAGGAGCAGGUGCGCCAGAUAAGGCAUAUUUUCUUUGAAACGUUCUCCUUGACCAUCUCUCUGCACCACACCCUACCCCCUCUACGCAUCUAUGUUCUCUCUUUCCGUUCUCUCGAUUCUCCCGUUUCUUCUCUGUUUUCUUUCCUUCUCCUUUCUCUCUUCUUUUAUCUCUUUCCCCUUUCUCUUCUUUUCUCUCUGCCUUCUUCUCUUCUUUCUCUCUUCCCCUUCCCUAUUCUUUUCUAUCUUCCCCCUUCCCUAUUCUUUUCUAUCUUCCCGCUUCCCUAUUCUUUUCUAUCUUCCCCCUUCCUUAUUCGUUUCUAUCUUCCCCCUUCCCUAUUCUUUUCUAUCUUCCCCCUUCCCUAUUCUUUUCUAUCUUCCCCCUUCCCUAUUCUUUUCUAUCUUCCCCCUUCCCUAUUCUUUUCUAUCUUCCCCCUUCCCUAUUCUUUUCUAUCUUCCCCGUUCCCUAUUCUUUUCUAUCUUCCCCCUUCCCUAUUCUUUUCUAUCUUCCCCCUUCCCUAUUCUUUUCUAUCUUCCCGCUUCCCUAUUCUUUUCUAUCUUCCCCCUUCCCUAUUCUUUUCUAUCUUCCCCCUUCCCUAUUCUUUCUAUCUUCCACCUUCCCUAUUCUUUUCUAUCUUCCCCCUUCUCUUCUUUUCUCUCUUCCCCCUUCCCUAUUCUUUUCUCACUUCUCCCUUCGCUAUUCUUUUCUAUCUUCCACCCACCACAUUCGUGGAGUCCCAUCGACUCCUCAUGGACAUUCGGAGCCCAGAAUACCGCCUCACCUUUCUCAACCGCCCUGUACUCCUUGAUGCUGAGGCUGACGGCUCCUCUGCCCUAGACACCCGCCCCUCGCACCCCUCUCUUACCCCGACCACCCAUCCACCUCCCACCCAACCGCUUCCCACCCAACUGCCUCACACCCAACGUCCUCACACCCCCAGCCGCCUCCCACCCCAACCGCCUCACAACCCAGCCGCCUCACUCACAACCUCCUCCCACCCAACCGCCUCACACCCAACUUCCUCCUUCUUCCGCCCAUGCCCCCUCCUCCCAACCCCCCUAUUCACAACCCCCUUCCUCCCAACCCCCCUCCGCCCAUCCCCCUUCCUACAUCCCGCCUGCAAGUCUUCACCCAAAUAUCUCUCCUCCCCACAUCCCCCCUCCCCAAAUGCCUCCUCCGCAAAUGCCCCCACCCCACAUACGCCCUCCCCACCCAUGCCCUCCUCUCAACCCACUCCCUCCCAAACUCCACCCCACCACCCAUCCCUCUCCCUACCCCUCCCAUCCCUCCCCAUCCUCCACCCAUCCCUCUCCCUACCCCUCCAUCCCUCCCCAUCCUCCACCCAUCCCUCUCCCUACCCCUCCCAUCCCUCCCCAUCCUCCACCCAUCCCUCUUCCUACCCCGCCCAUCCUUCCCCAUCCUCCGCCCAUCCUCACCCCUCCUCCGCCCAUCCGUCCCCCACCUCCGCCCAUCCAUCCCCUUUCCCUCCGAACGCGCAUAGUGCCCUGACCGCUCCCAACUUCAUACCUCUCUCUAGCUGCCACUCACCUUUUGAGACGUCUCAAAAUACUUUCGAGGAAUCUAAAACAGUGGUCGCUCCUCCGACUCCAUACCUCUCUCCACCUGCGAGUCACCGGAAAACCAACCCCUUCCUCCAGGCGUCGCUCCCUCGGUAG